Messenger RNA from Prorocentrum cordatum, 1749 nucleotides. NCBI's taxonomy places the organism in Eukaryota, Dinophyceae, Prorocentrales, Prorocentraceae. The record is from the annotation of a GenBank genome assembly.
GUGCAUAUCGCCAGGCGGGACGUCAAGGGCAAGGAGGCCGUCGUGUCGAAGCAGACCGAGAAGGUGGCGGAGUUGCAGUCCAUGGUCGCCGAGGCCGAGCAGGCGUUGGAGGACGCGGCAGAGCGAGCAGGAGCUGGUGCUGGCAGUGAAGUGGUUCGCCAAGCUCAUCCGCAGUUCACCGUCAACACGACCGCGGUGGUGGCCAAGUGCGGCGAGCGCGGGAUGGACCAGGCCCAGGCUCAGCUGCAUGGUCUCCAAGCUCCUGGAGGACUUCCCGCCGCAGUUGCCGGUGGCGCCCUCCGCCCAGGCCGGGCCGGCUGGCGGCCAGGGCGCCGCGGGCGGCAGUCUGCCAACGACGUGGGCAACUCCCGCCGGCCCGACCCCGUGGCGGCCGCCUUUGGGGCGCAGCUCCGCGAGGCGCUCGAGCAGGUGCGGCCUCUUGAGUUCACCCAGGCGUUGCGGGCGGACCUGGGGGGCUCGCGCGCCGCUGUUUGCGCCGUGCUCAGUGCCCAGUCCUCGCGGCCGCUGCUGGGGCAAGCGGAGCUGGCAGGCAUUGCUGAGCGGCGCGGCAUCGUGGCGACCCCCAUCGGCGUCGUCGCGGGCGCCGACGUGGGCGCGCACGCCGUCGCUCCCCGCGAAGUGCCUUCAGCCGAGGCGCGAUGCGAGGCGGCCCCCAUCGACCUCGGCUCCACCAGGGGCGGCGAGCUCGACCUCUUCGACUGCGUCCAGCUGGACGGCGACGCGUCGGGGACCGUGCAAUUCGGGCUGAAGCGGCGGCCAGGUGCGGAGGUUUUCAUCCCCUCGGUUGGCGCUCGGCCUGGGCGCCACCUAGGUAAGGCCAAGCCUGGCAAGGCCGAUUCCCUGGACAGCGAACGCGCGAUGAGCUGCGAGCUGAUGGUCCUGGACUGGGUCAUGGCGCCGCUGGCCAAGCAGAUGCAGCAGCGGUCAAGCGCAGAGGGCGCCAUCACCUCGGCGGGCGUUCGGCGCCGCCCAGGCGCGGACAGGCCCUGCAGCGCCGACCCCUUGGACCUCGAGUGCGAGAUGCGUGACGAGAUGGGAGUCAAGGCCCGGGUCAAGGCGCCGCUGGGCAAGCAGAUAACCGCCUCCGACGGCGUCGUCGCGGGCGACGACGCCGGCGCUCCCGCCGUCGCCCCCUGCGGAGUGUCCGUAGUCGAGGCGCGAGGCGCGGCAGCUCUUAUCGGCAUCGGUCCCGCCGUGGACUGCGCGCUCGACCCCGUCGAAUGCGCGGCCGAGCCCGGCAGCGGCGCCCCCCUGGGCCGCUUGUGCGAGUUGCGCGCCGAACUGGUGAAGACAGAUCGGGGCGCGACGCCGCUGUUCAAGCAGAGGCCCGCCGCCGUCGUGGGCGUGAUCGUUGAGAUGACUGCGGAGUUCAUCGCGCGCCUGGAGAGGAUCGGCCAGCUGGCAGCGGGGGGCGCGGGGCAGGCGCGGCUGCGCGUCGUCGACGCCAGCCGCAGUGAGCCCUUCCUCGCCACCGAUAGCGAUGGGCCACUGGACACCGGGGUUGCCUCGGCCGAGGAGAGCCAGUGCGUCGGGGGCUUGAUCGCGCCGCUGCCGAUCCAACCUGCCGCGCUGGAGACCCGCGGAGCGGAGCGUCUCGUUUGCGCUGGCAGGCGAACGGGCGUUGCCCAAUGCCUGGGCCGCUUGGCCAAAUUGCCGGCGGCAGAGAGCCCCGACCCCUCGGGGCGCGCGCCGCUCGCCGCGGGUCGCAGGGCCGAGGCGAAGGAGACC